Messenger RNA from Neopsephotus bourkii (Bourke's parrot), 7809 nucleotides. RefSeq names its product ubiquitin specific peptidase 31 (gene USP31). The record is from RefSeq and is a predicted model, not a curated record. Gene Ontology annotation, molecular function: cysteine-type deubiquitinase activity. NCBI's taxonomy places the organism in Eukaryota, Metazoa, Chordata, Aves, Psittaciformes, Psittacidae. Gene Ontology annotation, biological process: protein deubiquitination. The transcript has 16 exons. Bases 53 to 4042 code for a protein of 1329 amino acids.
UGCUGCGGCCGGCGGGCUGAGCGCGGGGGGAUGCGCGCUGCGCCGCGCAGCCAUGUCGCGGGUGAGCGGCCCCGGCCCGGCCGGCAGCGCCAAGGAGAAGCGCUCCUUCAGCAAGCGGCUGUUCCGCGGGCGGGCGGCGGGCGGCGGCUCGGCCCCGUCCGCCUCGCCGACCCCGUCCGGGCGGUCGCUCGGCGGGUUCAUGAGCCGCGUGCUGAAGACCCUCUCCACCCUCUCGCACUACAGCAGCGAGCCCGAGUCCCGCGGCCCGCACGCCCCGCGCCUGCCCCCUUCGCAGGCGGCCGGCGGCCUGGGCAGCUGCUUCCCGCCGGGCCCGCCGCACAGCCCCGAGCCCCCGCCGCGGCCCGCCGGCGGCCCCGAGGCCGUGCCCGGCGUGGCGGGGCUGCGCAACCACGGCAACACCUGCUUCAUGAACGCCAUCCUGCAGUGCCUCAGCAACACCGAGCUCUUCGCCGAGUUCCUGGCCCUGGAGCAGUUCCGCGGGGGGCCGCCCCCCGCCGCCCCCAGCCCCGCCGCCGACGGGCCGCCGGCCGCGCCCGGCGAGGUCACGGAGCAGCUGGCGCAGCUGGUGCGGGCGCUCUGGACGCUGGAGUACACCCCGCAGCACAGCCGCGACUUCAAGAACAUUGUGUCCAAGAACGCCAUGCAGUACCGCGGGAACGCCCAGCACGACGCGCAGGAGUUCCUGCUGUGGCUCCUCGACAGAGUCCACGAGGACCUGAACAACGUGGUGAGCUACAGCGGGAUGCCUCCGCUCAAGCCGCCACUGGAGGAUGAUGUGCUGCUCGAGGGACCAGCCUUUCCAAUCAGCAGUACUUUCGUGCAGGAGCUCUUCCAAGCCCAGUACAGGUCCUCUCUGACGUGCCCUCAUUGCCAGAAGCAGAGCAACACCUUUGACCCUUUCCUCUGCAUCUCUCUGCCAAUUCCUUUGCCUCAUACACGGCCGCUCUACGUGACCGUGGUGUACCAGGGCAAGUGCUCUCACUGCAUGCGCAUUGGCGUGGCUGUGCCAGUGGUGGGGACGGUGGCCAGGCUGCGGGAAGCUGUGUCCUCAGAAACCAAGAUACCGACAGAACAGAUUGUGCUGACAGAGAUGUACUAUGAUGGGUUUCACCGUUCCUUCUGCGACACUGAUGACCUGGACACUAUUCAUGAAAGCGACUGCAUUUUUGCCUUUGAGACCCCAGAGAUAUUUAGGCCCGAGGGUAUCCUCAGUCAGAGAGGAAUACAUGUGAACAAUAACCUGAAUAACUUGAAAUGCGGCACUGAACACUCCCGAACAAUAUCUUACACGCAAGGAACAGCCAAGUCUGGAAAACUGGAGCAGUCCUCUCCUAAACCAGCAGCGAAUGACAAGAUUGUCUUGCUGGUGUGUAACCGAGCGUGCACUGGGCAGCAGAGCAAAAGGUUUGGCUUGCCCUUUGUGUUGCAUUUGGAAAAAACAAUUGCUUGGGAUAUUCUGCAGAAGGAAAUCCUGGAGAAGAUGCAGUAUUUCCUGCGGCCUGCAGCCUGCCUGCAGGUUUGCCCAUUCAGCUUGCGAGUGGUCAGUGUUGUGGGCAUAACGUACUUGCUACCUCAGGAGGAGCGACCCCUCUGCCACCCAACGGUGGAAAGGGCAUUGAAGUCAUGUGGACAGGGGGGAACUGCUCAUGUGAAAUUAGUGGUAGAAUGGGACAAAGAAACUAAAGAUUACUUGUUUGUGAACACUGAAGAGGAGUAUAUUCCAGACUCCGACAGUGUCCGCCAGCAGAGAGAGCUUCAUCACCAACCUCAGACCUGCACUUUAUCUCAGUGUUUCCAACUGUACACCAAAGAGGAGCAGCUUGCCCCAGAUGACGCAUGGCGAUGCCCACACUGCAAGCAACUGCAGCAGGGUAGCAUCACACUGAGCCUCUGGACCUUACCGGAUGUUCUCAUCAUACAUCUCAAAAGGUUUCGACAGGAAGGAGACCGAAGGAUGAAACUCCAGAAUAUGGUUAAGUUCCCCCUGAGUGGUUUGGACAUGACUCCUCACGUUGUGAAACGCAGCCAGAGCAGCUGGAGUCUGCCAUCUCACUGGUCACCCUGGAGGAGGCCCUACGGUCUUGGGAGGGAUCCUGAGGACUAUAUCUAUGACCUGUAUGCUGUCUGCAAUCAUCAUGGCACCAUGCAGGGGGGACACUAUACAGCAUAUUGCAAAAACUCGGUUGAUGGUCAGUGGUACUGCUUUGAUGACAGUGAUGUUCAGCAACUUCCUGAAAACGAAGUCUGCAAGCAGACAGCUUACAUUCUUUUCUAUCAGAGGCGCACAGCAAUCCCAUCCUGGUCUGCCAACAGCUCUGUGGCAGGCUCCACAAGCUCCUCACUCUGUGAGCACUGGGUCAGCCGCCUGCCCGGCAGCAAGCAGCCCAGCAUCGCUUCAGCAGCCUCGUCGCGGCGCACAUCCCUGGCUUCGCUCUCGGAAUCAGUAGAGCUGACUGGGGAAAGGAGUGAAGAUGAUGGAGGAUUUUCGACUCGUCCCUUUGUGCGCAGUGUCCAGCGCCAGAGCCUCUCAUCCCGAUCGUCUGUCACCAGCCCGCUGGCAGUGAGUGAGAACGGUGUCAGGCCCUCCUGGUCCCUCUCUGCGAAGCUGCAGCUGCGCUCCAACUCGCCGUCGCGCUUUCCUGGAGACUCCCCGGUGCACACCUCUGCUUCCACCCUGGAGAAGAUCGGGGAGGCUGCUGAUGAUAAAGUCUCCACCUCCUGCUUCGGCAGCCUGAGGAACCUCUCUAGCAGCUACCUGGAGCCCUGCGAUGGCAGUCGGCGGGAGCACAGGACGGCUCGCAGGGCUCCUUUGGCUGUCAUGGAAGGGGCGUUCAGGGAAGAGGCUGUUGUAAGGACAUCUAGCUCCGAUCUUUCAGAUGAGUAUGGCAAAAGCUCUGUGCAGCCAGACAGGAAUCACCCUGCUUUGGACCCUUUUGAUAACAACAACCAAAUCGCCUUUGUUGAUCAGAGUGAUUCUGUGGAUAGCUCUCCUGUCAAGGAGGUGAAAGCCCCCAGUGGGACAGGGCUGGCUGCAGAGAAGGCAGAUGGCACUCCUAAGAAGGUUCACAGCUCCAAGGGAGUUUCUGAGCCAGACAGAAGUUUGAGGAAGGGACGGACAGUCUUAGCUACGCAAGAGACCAAAGUCUCUCACGCUUCUCCUCCUCCACUAAAGAGUGCCCAGAAAGUGUCCCGGUCUAGAAGUAAGACGGACUCCUCUAGGGCCAGCGGGCGCCAUGGGUCUCCCGCUCCCACUCAGGCUAGGAAGGACCAUAGCACGAAGCCCCUUGAGGUUGCUGUCCCAUCGGCCCCGCAGAAGCAAAGGCCAGGUUCAUCUCCAUCCUCCACAGCUGCCAAGAGAACCCCAUCGGGCUCAUUGACUAAAGGCUCUUCUGCUGGGAAGAGCCGGACUUCAGACCGAAGCCUCAGCAGGGAGGGCUCCAAGCUAAGCCUGGGGUCGGAUAAGACGAGCGUUACCAGCAGCUCGAGAACGAGCUCCCCGCGCAUCAGCCACUCCAGGAGCGACAGCCGGGCCGUGGACAGCAAGCACGUGCGGAGCUCCUCCAUGGCCAACCUGCGCUCUCCAAACGUGGGUGUGCGCUCUGCCCUGAAGAGGGACAGCAAGUCCGAGGAGAAGGGGCUGUCUUUCUUCAAAUCGGCCUUAAGGCAGAAGGAGACGCGGAGGUCAGCAGACCUGGGGAAGACCACGAUGCUCUCCAAAAAGACGGGGAGCGGCAGUUCCAAGUCAGGCAGUAAAAACGUGCUGGAAGACAAAUCAGAGAAGGGUGUUGUCCCACCAGCCUCCCAAACCAAUGCCAACCUUACUGCAAAAGAAAAACUUGUCCCUAAAGACGCUGCCCCCAGCAAACAUUCUCUGCUAUCCAGUCGCAAGUCCAAGUCUUCCCAGCUAGAUCCCGGGGUCCAGUCUCCCCCUUCCAGUGGCAAGCAGGCUGCUGACAAGCCACUGAAAAGGUUACCUUCCAGCAUGCAGGUGUCUGUACGGCCUUCUCUGGAACCUCAGUGAAAUGCUGCAAUCCAGGUGUCUUUUCUUCUGCUGAGAAGCUAAUUUAUUGAGCUCUUGUUUUUUUGUUCAUGUGCCUAAUGUCUGUUUUGAGGAGAAGUUAACUGCAAGUUGUUAAAGCGCCUUUUGAUUCUGCCAUCAAACCAAAUAGCCACAGGCAGCCAGCACUGAUGCAAGUAGUCUAGCUGGAGUCGUUGUUGAACAUGAAUGCAGCUGUCCCAUAGCACUUGUACGGGAGUCUCUUUAUAGGAAAUGCAACAACUUCCUUCAGAUUCGAGCUCUGGAAUCUGAAAGGCAGUUGUACUGACACUAGUGUGCUUUGUAGAGCUGUGAACUGAUAUUCCUUUGGUCUUGUUCUGAGCAGGCUGUGUCCACGCUGGUGUGGCCUUGUUCUGAGCUGGGGAGGAUGCGAAGGUAACUGGGAAGGAGAGGCUGCCACUUCUUCUUACGCUCUCUCUUGACCCCCUCUCCCUGCUCCCUUCUGUUUUCAAGCUUUCUAAAGGGCAAUAUUUCAACACUAAUGUUGUUUCUCAGGUAUAUACUCAGCCAGUAUAGGAGGGACUAGCAUUAGUGGAUGUGCAGAAAGGUACCUGUGUGUCCGUGUGUCUAUAACAGUUCAUUUUGCAUUCCAGCAGCUGAAAGUGGGUGGUUUUUUUCCAUGGAAUGUAACCUGCCUUUUUUGUUUCUAUGUCUGCAAAGAGUUCAGCUCUGUCCAUACCUGAGGCAACCUCUACCCUGUCCUCUUUAAUUACUUUCUCUCUUCUGGAACACUGUACGGAGCAGCAGAGGAAACCGCUGAGCUGCAGCUGGGUGCCAGCUCCUGGUACCUGUGGGACAUGGUGGCAGUGCCGUAGGAGAGCUGUCUUCCUGCCCCUGGGGUGGGUGAUGCUGUAGGACCCCUGUUCAAACUCCUCAGAAGCAUUUCCUGAAGUGCUCAGAUGCUGAAUCGUGGUGGUGUGAGCAUAGCACCCGUUACUUAGAGCAGUGAUGUUUAGAUAAGCCGAGCGUCAUCUUGUCUUCUCCGCCUUCUCUGAGCGUGCUUUGAGACAGCCUCUUGUGGGGCUGGAGGGGCUGUACCAAACACCAUGGGGCAGUUUUUGCCUCUGAAUGCUGCUGUGUCCCUGCCCUUGCACCCUCCUCACCUUCCCCUGUGGGUCUGGCUCCCACAUGCCCCUUGGAACCACUCCCCAGUCUCCUGUGGAUGAGUCUAUCAGGGUUUAACACUACAUCUGGUGACGUCUUUGUUUACAUGUCCUUCUUACAGGGGAGAUUCCUCAAGUUCUUUACGAGUCCUCCUGAAGGGUGCAUUCCUCAACUCCUUUUGUCUCUGUGGUGGAUUUAGUUUUGUUCAUCAGAGUGCCGCCUCUCCUUAUGUUCAGCAGCAAUCCAUGUAGGUCACGAUGGGCAGUGUGCUGGGCGCGCUUGUCUUCUGAAUGAGGGCUCUGCCUCUCUUCCAGGCUGCUGUGGCAGAGCUUCCCUCGGCUUUGCUGGUGGACGGGUCUGUUUGUGCAUCUCUUCCCUUGGUGCAGCAAACAGCCCUCAGCCAGGUAGUGACUCUAAGCUAGUCUGUGCCACCUCCUCCCUUGAGCUGGUCUGCUGGGGAGCCUGAGAAGCCUUUCACUGAGGUCUGCUGGGCACCUUGCUGCUCUGUGAUCACUUCUUGUACUCAGCUCGCCACACAUCUGCAGCAGGCUUUGGAGGGGAGUGUUUUGGGGGAGCUGGCACCCCAGAGAGCAGGCAGUGUGUGUGGCAGUGAGCUGGGGGUGCUGUGAGUGCGACAGUGAGCCCGCCUGCAGUGCAGCCCUCACUCUGUCUCCAUGCCUUUCUGCAGCACUUAUUUCCUGCAGCCCAGCAGCAUGCCAGCAGCCUCCAUGUUUCACCAGUGGGCUGCCUCUGGGCCAGUAUUUUGGACUGUAUUUUUAAACCUGAACACAAGCAUCUCUUGAUGCAUCUCUCCUCCCAGGCAUUGUUUCAGUCUCAUUGCAGCAACAAGAUUGCAUUACUUGCUUCUUAACUGUGUGACUUGGAUUAUUCUUGGAUUAUUUUUUGUUACAUCCAGCAGAGCAGAUAAGACUUGCUUCACGUUGUAGUUCUUAAAUUACUCCCUGAAAUGUUGAUGUUGGAGUAUUUGUUUAAGGUUUUAUCUGUAUUAAGGUUGUGCUCUAUGUUGGCUUUUCUCUUCUAAAGGCUCUUGUAGCAAGAAUGUAAUUCUGGUAGCUGGUGCAGACUCAGGGUUGUCUUUCCGUGGCCAGAGCCUGGUUCUCUGUGUUUUGCCAUGGGACACUUGUGACAGGUUAUUUUUAUCAAAUGACAGUUUCUUUUCCUGCCAUCGCUCACUGAAGUAGUUUGAAGUGGAAGCCGGUGUUUGGCUGUUGAGGUGGUUUUGCUCCUGUGCUGCAUGCCUGGGCUGGAGGAAAUCUGAAGGUGUGUGCAAACCGGAGCCUGAGCUGAGUGCCAGUUCAGUCUGCUUGCAUCUGGGGCAUGAGAACGGGCAGUAAUGCUCCCGUGUGGACAAAACGGGAAUAGGAGGUCCUGGUUUCCAGCAGCUGAUGUUAAGAGCGGUGCAGAGCGUGCUGUGCAGGACCUGUUCUGUGGCUGUGUCAGUCCUGUAGUGAAGCAGGUUGGAAAACAGCGUGUGCUGCCCCUCUGCAUCCCUGCUUUUGGUAUCAUGCAUUCCAGUGGUGCGUGCACUGCCUUGCAUGGGAGAGGGUUGAAAAAUGUGGGUCCAGGAAGCAAUGAUGUUCAUUGUGUAGAAGCAAGCCUCUUGCUGGUAAAGUUAUGGCUCCAUCAGUGAUGCAGAGUAAAUCUUCCUAAAAGUGAAUGUAGGUUAUUGCAGUGAUCUGGGAAAAAGCAUCAUCAAUCUUCUCUCCUUGCUUUACAGCAGACUUAUUUCGUAGCCUUUCCAUGCACAGGAACUCCUGUCCAUGUGUAUUGUGUUGUCCAGAUGUAAGGAUGUGGCAUGGUACCAGGAAACACUCCAGGGAGGGAUUUCCAAGUCCUAGAUGUCAGCAUCACCUUGGCUUUGUGCAUUGAUCCUUAGAGCAGCAAAGGCUCAAGGCUGUUCUGCAGCAGCUGCUUGUACAUGGUCACCUCUUUUCUUUAAAACUCACAUUUGGCUCCAGCAGCAUUCUCCAUUCUGCCCAUCAUGCACAGUGUGGGGCAUGUGGAAUGGCCCCUGGUGUGGCUGCCUUGGGGCUGGUGGAGCCUGGGACCCCCAUCUGGUGACCUGGGGGCAGAGGUUUGUUGGGUACCUCAUGCUGGUGGGAAGAUGCCUUCAAAGGGGGAGGCCCAGCAGCAUCCUUGUGCUUGGAGCGCGUGUGAGCUCCAUGGGAAGGAGGCUGCCAGCCCUCUGAAGGCUUUGUGAUGUGUUUCUGAUCAACUUCGGGUUGAGCUCACCUUCGUCAGCCACGUGUAACUGCCAUCCCAACCACAUCCCUUGUCUGACACUUGCUCCUGUUCCUGGAAGUGGCCCGGGGGGUGCAGGGAAGCAGCAUCUUCACCCCAGCGCCAGGUUCCUGCUGGAGUCACGGAGGGGAAUUCUUUUUACCCUUUUCUGGGCUGUGUCUUUUGGACAGUAUUUAGUAGUAUACAAAUUAUAAGCACAUUUUCAACGACGUGUAUUAAAGAGGCACCUUUUAUUUGUAUUUAUCACGUUUGAUAGACAAUUUGGUGCCUGCAGUUCUCUGUAACCUGUGUCUCACUUUGGGUGUAUAAAUUGUUAACCCUGUCAAACUUAUCAAAUAUGGCUAAAUAAAGAAACAAGACGCUUA